AAGGUAAAGGCCUCGUCUGUCUCCUCCACGGACCCCCCCGGCUCAGGAACAACAUUCACCGCAGAACGUGCAGCCGAAAUCACCCAAAAAGCACUCAUCCGCGCUUCAAUCUCUGAUUUAAACAAACACGACAGCCCAUGGUUUUCUGAAAUGGAACUUGCAAAAGUGUUACGCUUCGCGACGAUGUGGAAGGCUAUCGUGCUCUUGGAUGAAGCAGAUGUGUUUUUUGGAAGCCAGACGUGAUGAUAGCUCCAACGCUACGAACAGAAAUGCUCUGGUUGCGGUGUUUCUGAGGCAUUUGGAAUAUUCUUUUCGGGGAUUGUGUUUUUGACGACGAAUCGUAUUCAUGUGUUUGAUGCUGCUAUGAAGUCGAGGGUGCAUCUUGCUCUUGGGUAUGGAGAGCCUGGAUGAACAAGCUAGGAGGAAGAUUUGGAAGCAAGCAGAGUCUUGAGAAGACUGGUACUGAUUGUUCUGGUCUUGAUGUUGACGAGGUAUCUGAAUUGUUGUCUGAAGAAAGGUUGAACGGGCGUGAGAUAUCGAAUGCCAUUCAUACGGCUGGCACAUUGGCUAGAUAUGGAGAUGAAAAGCUUCAGCUGAGUCACAUCCAAGAGGUGCUUGGUGUGAGGAGAGACUUCGAGACGGCGCUGGAAAAGAUGGAAGCUUCGACUCUUGGACUUGCACCCGGAGUUGGUCUAACAGCUAGACAAAACACCAUCUUGACUGAAGAGCACAAUGUACAAAGAUAGGAGAACGAGUAGAAGAAGCAGAAGAAGACUUACGAUGAGUUGCAGAGAUAGAUGAGCAUGCAACAACUACCGGUCCACGAUUUAUUAAUUCUUGCCUCUCGCCUACGGGAAAUCAUCGCCAAAUGACUGUCUGCACUGUGUCAAGAAUGUUCUACUGGCUUCAUUUGAAGAGGGAGAAG
This is a messenger RNA of Aureobasidium subglaciale EXF-2481, 925 nucleotides long. RefSeq lists its product as uncharacterized. NCBI's taxonomy places the organism in Eukaryota, Fungi, Ascomycota, Dothideomycetes, Dothideales, Saccotheciaceae. Bases 408 to 746 code for a protein of 112 amino acids. The record is from RefSeq and is a predicted model, not a curated record. The transcript has a single exon.